Molecule: messenger RNA, 3129 nt
Organism: Phyllostomus hastatus (greater spear-nosed bat)
Lineage: Eukaryota; Metazoa; Chordata; Mammalia; Chiroptera; Phyllostomidae
Gene: GGA1
Product: golgi associated, gamma adaptin ear containing, ARF binding protein 1
Exons: 17
Coding region: 351-2258 (635 amino acids)
Biological process (GO): intracellular protein transport; vesicle-mediated transport
Cellular component (GO): trans-Golgi network
Molecular function (GO): phosphatidylinositol binding; small GTPase binding; ubiquitin binding
Source: RefSeq, a predicted model, not a curated record
GGGGCAUUCUUUUGGACGCGGUCACAGGCGUCUCCGUGACGCGGAACGAGUUAGAGCGUCCUGUAGGGUUUCCAUGGUGUCGCCCUAGGUCCCUAGUUCCUCCAGUGUGAACGCCUUGAACAAGAAAGCAGGCGGCGGGUCCCGCCCGUGACGUAGACGCCGCUUGGAGGAGGGGUUAGGACAGCAGGUGACACUCUAGGCGAGUUCGUUCGUAUCUCUAUGGCACCGAGCGCCGGCGUGCGCCACUCGGGAGCAUCCGGGCGAACGUUGCCCCUUUAAUCGGUGGAGGGCUGUGCCGAGGCGGUCCCGCGAGAGCGGGGGGCGGUGCCGAGGCUGGGGGCCCGUGGCGGAUGGAGCCGGAGAUGGAGCCGGAGACUCUGGAGGCACGAAUCAACAGAGCCACGAACCCCCUGAACAAGGAGCUGAACUGGGCCAGCAUCAACGGCUUCUGCGAGCAGCUCAACGAGGACUUGGAGGGGCCUCCACUUGCCACCCGGCUACUGGCCCACAAGAUCCAGUCCCCGCAGGAGUGGGAGGCGAUCCAGGCCCUGACGGUGCUGGAAACAUGCAUGAAGAACUGCGGCAAGAGGUUCCACGAUGAGGUGGGCAAGUUCCGCUUUCUCAAUGAGCUCAUCAAGGUCGUGUCUCCCAAGUACCAGGGCUCUCGGACGUCAGAGAAGGUGAAGAACAAGAUCUUAGAGCUCCUCUACAGCUGGACGGUCGGCCUGCCCGAGGAGGCGAAGAUUGCAGAGGCCUACCAGAUGCUCAAGAAGCAGGGGAUAGUGAAGUCCGACCCCAAGCUUCCGGAUGAUGCCGUCUUUCCCCUUCCUCCUCCUCGGCCCAAGAAUGUGAUCUUCGAAGAUGAGGAGAAAUCCAAGAUGCUGGCCCGCCUGCUGAAGAGCUCCCACCCCGAGGACCUCCGAGCGGCCAACAAACUCAUCAAGGAGAUGGUGCAGGAGGACCAGAAGCGGAUGGAGAAGAUCUCGAAGCGGGUGAGCGCCAUUGAGGAAGUGAACAACAACGUGAAGCUGCUGACGGAGAUGGUGAUGAGCCACAGCCAGGGCGGCGCUGCAGCCCGCAGCAGUGAGGACCUGAUGAAGGAACUGUACCAGCGCUGCGAGCGGAUGAGGCCCACACUCUUCCGACUGGCCAGUGACACAGAGGACAAUGACGAGGCCUUAGCGGAGAUCCUGCAGGCCAACGACAGCCUCACACAGGUGAUCAACCUGUACAAGCAGCUGGUGCGGGGCGAGGAGGUCAACGGAGAGGCUGCUGCCGGCUCCAUCCCCGGCAGCACCUCGGCCCUGCUGGACCUCUCGGGCCUGGAUCUCCCUCCCACGGGCACCGCCUCCCCUGCCAGGCCCUCCUGCCCCGGGGACCAGGCCAGCCCCGAGCAGCCCAGCGCCUCCGUCUCCCUGCUUGAUGAUGAGCUCAUGUCUCUGGGCCUCAGUGACCCCACACCCCCUCCAGGCCCAAGCUGGGACGGAGCUGGAUGGAACAGCUUCCAGUCAUCCGACAGCGCCGAGCCCCCGGCCCCCGCCCCGGCACCCAGCGCAGACAGCUGGUCCCCCGUGAAGGCGCCCCUGCCGGUGAGCAGUGGUCUGGACGACCUGGACCUCCUGGGGAAGACCCUGCUGCAGCAGUCGCUGCCCCCGGAGUUCCAGCAAGUGCGGUGGGAGAAGCAGCAGCCAGCCCCCCGGCUCACGCUCCGGGACCUGCAGAAUAAAAGCAGCUGCAGCUCGCCCAGCUCCAGUGCCGCCGGCCUCCACACCGGGUCCCCCGAGCCCCCCGGGCCCCUGCAGCAGCCCGCACAGACCGAGCUCUCGCUGGCCAGCGUCACUGUGCCCCUGGAGUCCAUCAAACCCAGCAGCAUCUUGCCGGUGACCGUGUAUGACCAGCAUGGCUUCCGGGUCCUCUUCCACUUCGCUCGUGACCCGCUGCCCGGGCGCUCCGACGUGCUGGUGGUGGUGGUUUCCAUGCUGAGCACCGCCCCCCAGCCCAUCCGCAACAUCGUGUUCCAGUCAGCUGUCCCCAAGGUCAUGAAGGUGAAGCUGCAGCCGCCCUCGGGCACGGAGCUGCCUGCGUUCAACCCCAUCGUGCACCCCUCGGCUAUCACCCAGGUCCUGCUCCUCGCCAACCCCCAGAAGGAGAAGGUUCGCCUCCGCUACAAGCUCCUCUUCACCAUGGGCGACCAGACCUACAACGAGAUGGGGGAUGUGGACCAGUUCCCCCCACCCGAGACCUGGGGGAGCCUCUAGAACAGGGAGGGGAGGGGAGAGCAGGAGGGGACAACAGGACUGGCCACUGGCUAGCCUGCGUGGGAGGCAGUGGUGGCCCAGGACACCCUUUGUCCCUGUGGCCAUAGCCCCUCUGCCCGGUGCUUCUCCCCUCUCCCGCGUGGCCCCCUCCUCCUCUAACCCCCUCUGCUGAGCCAAACCCAGCGGGAGGCUGGGCCUGGGUUUGCACUACUGGGGACUUCACUGCAGGCGGGGCCUGGGGCCGGGCAGGGCUGCGAGGCCCUGGAAGGACUUGGGGUCUCGGGAGGAAGCAUGGCUGCAGGGCGGGGGCCAGGACCUCAGGCCCAGCCCCAACCCCAGCCUGGGGUGGGGUCAUCCCCGCCUGUCCUUAUGCCUUAUGGGAAGGCCCAGCCAUAACUUGGGGCCAUGCUGGAGCCAGGGACCAGCUCAGGCCUCCUCUGCAGGAACUGGGUGACUGCGGGGGUGGCGCCUGCACCCCCAGCUGUUUGCACUCUUGGUGUGUGGUUUGACUCUCAGCUCUUCCUUCUGGUUGGCCCUGGGGUUGCCGUCUCAGGGGGCCCAGUUGGGGGAUCCCCACUGGCCUCUAGGGGUCCCCCUCUACCUGGGCCUCUUUGCUGUCAGGCCUCCUGAGGAGCCAUGGGGACUCGGUGGCUGCUGGUCCGAGGGCAGUGCCAGGGGCAGGGGCCCCAGCUGGGGGCCGUGGGGCCUCUGGCUGAGGCAGGGCCUGCACUGGCCGCCUCAGCGUCUCCUCCGUCCAUCUGCCUCCUGCGGGCGUCCCGUCUCCAGGCGGCCAUCUGUCGUGGGCAGAUGUGGGGUCAGUGUGUGAGUGUGAGCAGGAGUAUUUAUGGAAAUAAAACGUCCUUUUCCUGGA